Molecule: messenger RNA, 636 nt
Organism: Sitodiplosis mosellana (orange wheat blossom midge)
Lineage: Eukaryota; Metazoa; Arthropoda; Insecta; Diptera; Cecidomyiidae
Product: gustatory receptor 23a-like
Exons: 3
Coding region: 1-636 (211 amino acids)
Biological process (GO): sensory perception of taste
Cellular component (GO): axon; dendrite; neuronal cell body
Source: RefSeq, a predicted model, not a curated record
AUGUAUUCAAAUACUUUGAUGCGUUUGAGGCCGAUUCAAGUACUACUUUUUGUUUAUUUGCUGCGAACUCGUUUAAUUUUGAUCAAUGAAGAACUGAAGACAAUUCAUGCAGCAGCUAUUCGGAAGUCAAACGGUAUCAGUCAAACACAAUCUAAACGUCGCCACAGAAAUCGUCCUUCGGAAGAGCUUUCGAUAAAUUGUCGACUUAUCACCUUGAAGCAUAUCUAUAGCGCACUGAAUGAAUCAUUUGAAUUAAUCAAUGAGGCAGUUGGAUGGUCAAUGGUGGCAUUUACGAUGCAAACGUUUGUCGAAUUCACGUGUAAUUGUUAUUGGGGAUACGUUUGUCUAUAUGAAGACGAUUGCCUUUGGAGUCGUCUUGUUGAGGCGAUUCUUCAUAGAAUCCCAAUUGAUAAGGAAAAUCAAGGUCAAAACGACAUGAUUCGUGAGUUUGCCUUACAAGUACACCAUGAAGAAUUCUUGAUAUCUGCAAAAGGUUAUUUCAAUAUCAAUCUUCGGCUCAUGGGUUCGCUUUUAGCCAGCUCUUCAACAUUUUUAAUUAUUUUGAUUCAGUUCGAAGAGAGUUACCAAAACAUACAAAGCAUACUGAGCAAUCGAACAACUGAAAUGAUAAAUUAG